GGCACGCGCCGGCAGGGCGGAAGGCCCCGUGGGCGGGAAGCGGCGGCACCAUGUCGGUCAGCGAGAUGUUCGCGGCGCUGCAGGGAGCGCUCGGCCAGGACCAGGACAUCCGAGAGGAGAUCCGGAAGGUGGUGCAGGCGCUGGAGCAGACGGCGCGGGAGAUCCUGACGCUGCUGCAGGGCGUGCACCAGGGGCCCGGCUUCCAGAACAUUCCAAAGAAGUGUCAGAAGGCUCGUGAGCACUUUGGUACAGUGAGGACACAGAUGGAGUCUCUGAAGACCAAGUUUCCUGCUGAUCAGUAUUACAGGUUUCAUGAGCACUGGAGGUUUGUACUGCAGCGGCUGGUGUUCCUGGCAGCAUUUGUAGUCUACUUAGAGUCAGAAACGUUAGUAACCCGGGAAGCUGUUGCAGAAAUACUUGGGAUUGAAGCUGAUCGAGAACGGGGCUUUCACCUGGACAUUGAAGAUUAUCUUUCUGGUGUGUUAACUCUGGCCAGUGAGCUGGCCAGGCUGGCAGUGAACAGUGUCACAGCUGGGGACUAUUCUCGCCCUCUCCGCAUCUCAGCCUUUAUCAAUGAGCUGGAUUCUGGCUUCCGCCUCCUCAACCUGAAGAACGACUCCCUGAGGAAACGCUACGAUGGCCUGAAAUACGAUGUCAAGAAAAUUGAGGAAGUGGUUUACGACUUGUCGAUCAGAGGACUCAAUAAGGAGGCAACAGUUGGUGCAGGCGGGGAGAAGUGAAGGAUGCUCGUUUGAACAGCAUCAUCCAUUACCUCAGAUGGUUGCCAAUUUAGGAAGUACCUAGAGAAGCCUUCCUACAGUAGUUUAGAAGAACUGCAGCUCAAAGCUGCUCUCUAUUUUCUUACAAAAGGUGUAGUACAGGUGUUAGAUGUUUUGUAAAAUCAUGUCUAGAUUAGGACAGGAGACUGUUUCCAGUGGCAUUCCUCUGUCAAACACAUGGUGCCAUUCUCUGCACAGCAGCAAUAGAAGUUAGUAACUCCCAUGAGCUGAGAUUCCCAUUACUUCUGUAGUGUUGCUUCCCUGCUCUGUCAGGGAAGUGCUGUGGCUAUCUCUGCUCACACACCCUCAGAGGUGUGUGCACAGCACACAGCUCAGUGCAGACACAUGGAAUCUUUUAAGAAACACGGUGUGUAAAUACCAACCUUUUUUUAAGAAACCCCUUUUGUUUUCCUUUUUGUUUCUUAAAUUUUCAUCUAUGUAAGUUGAACAAAUUUGCAUAACUGUUUAUGAACCAGAUCUCUCUUCUAAUGGUUUCUGUUAAUGUACCCCCAUAAUGGAGUACACCAGGAUUUCAGUUACCAGGGAGAGCAAGGUCUUCUUAGACACCUGCUUUCUCUGUCUGGUAUUUGUUUUGCUGUCAUGAGUAAAUGCAGAGUUCUAAAUGAUGAUUUGCCUUGAGAACUCAGUGUAACCAGUUUUCAUGUUUUUUUAACUUCCAAGUUUUCUGAAUAGAGAAGUGUAAGCUGAUAAACUGCAGGUGGUGUCUGAGUUAUAACGUGUACAGGCCACAACUGUACCUAUGUCCUGGGAUUAAAAAAAAAAAAAAAAAACAACCACAAAACUAUAGUUUGUAUAGUAAAAUGUUUGUAUCUCCAGAAACAGGAAGGUUACUGCUUUCAGGUAAGUAUGUAAGAUGUUGCAAACACCAACAGCCUCUUUCAUGUGUGUAAGUGGACAGAUUCAUGCCUCCUCAUGGGCUUGUUCUCUUGAGUUUUGCCAUUCUGCUUCUGGAGGUGCAGGAGCAGCACUUGGGAGGAGGAGGAAUACUUCAGAGGAUGAAUGGGAAUGGUCAAGUUUAUGUGGGGCUUGUUAGUAUUUCAGUUUCUUAGUGAAGAUUUGCUGCUGAGUUAGGGGGUUGUUUUGUUUAUUGGAAGAAAAUGGUUUCUUGGUUAUUUUGGCCAAUAAAAGCUGUUCUUUGAUUAUGG
Messenger RNA from Parus major (Great Tit), 1945 nucleotides. It is a transcript of the gene TSN, whose product is annotated as translin. Gene Ontology annotation, cellular component: nucleus; cytoplasm. The record is from RefSeq and is a predicted model, not a curated record. The transcript has 6 exons. Gene Ontology annotation, biological process: RNA metabolic process. Bases 51 to 740 code for a protein of 229 amino acids. Gene Ontology annotation, molecular function: RNA binding; single-stranded DNA binding; sequence-specific DNA binding. Lineage: Eukaryota; Metazoa; Chordata; Aves; Passeriformes; Paridae.